Molecule: messenger RNA, 417 nt
Organism: Microthlaspi erraticum
Lineage: Eukaryota; Viridiplantae; Streptophyta; Magnoliopsida; Brassicales; Brassicaceae
Source: the annotation of a GenBank genome assembly
AUGGAGAAGGAUAUACAGAAGUAUGUGAAGGAAUGUGAUGAUUGCAAGUGGCAUAAAUACUCAACAUUACGUCCCGCUGGUCUAUUGCAACCCUUACCGAUUCCAAACAAGAUUUGGGAAGACAUUUCGAUGGACUUUAUUGAGGGUCUUCCGGUUUCACAAGGCGUGAAUGUGAUUCUCGUGGUGGUUGACAGACUUAGUAAGUUUUCUCAUUUCUUGAAGUUGAAGCAUCCAUUCACAGCGAUCGAUUUAGCGAACAAGUUUGUGCAAGAAGUGGUUCGUCUUCAUGGAUUUCCAGGGUCUAUUGUUUCUGAACGUGACAGAAUCUUCCUGAGUUCAUUCUGGAAAGAAUUGUUUCGUCAAGCUGGUACUCACCUUAAGUUCAGUACGGCGUUUCAUCCACAAUCUGAUGGUUAG